AUGCACUUUUUUCUACGCGUAGAAACAAUAAAUUUUGCGUUACUUGUCUCACUAGAUCUAACUCGUGGUGGAUAUAUAGGAGAUGUUUCAAGACAAUUUCAAGAAAAAUAUGGUGACACAUUUCAAAUUUGGCUCGGACUGGCACAUCUAAUUUUUAUAUGUGAUCCGAAAGAUGCCCAAUAUGUGUUUAGUCAUCGACAUAUUUAUGAACAGGGUGAUAUGCAUAUCACCCAAUAUGGGCUUGUCUUCAAUGAUACAAUUAUUUGUAAUAUAGGACUUCAAUAUAAGCGUCAUGCAGCGGUUAUUCUUCCUUUGUUUCGUCGUGCCAAAAUUUUAAACAAUUAUGAUCUGAUCAUUGAUUGUACAGAUAAAUUGCUCAAUCAAUGGCGUUCCAUAACUGACAGUGAUCCUAAUCAUAUUCAUCUUAACAUCGUUGAUCAAUGUCAAAAUUUAUCAUUGGCCAUCUUUGGUUUUAUUGGUUUCGAUUAUGAUUUACAAACAUUAGAUGAAUCUAAUAUUAACCACACAAAUAAACUUACACAGGCCUUGAACGAUUUUACAGAAAUAUUUUUACGAACAUUGGAUCUGCCGAAUUUUAUCGGCAGACUCUAUUUAAAACUAAAUUCUCGAUAUCGACGUGCAAGGAUAACUAUUGACGAAUGUUUGAAUCAAAUAAUGGAACAAGAACAACGAAAAACACCAGAAGAGAUCGCUCAACGAAAAAGAACUAGUUUAAUUGCAUCAUUGGUCACUUCUUUACAAGAAGAUGAGAAAGCUGAAGCAGCGAAACCUGAACAAGACAAGAAAGGUUUAUCUCGUCAAGAAGUAAUUCAUGAACUUCUUCUCUUUCUUAUCGCUGGUUCCGAAACUACCGGAGCUGUAAUUGCAUGGUUCAUUUAUUUGAUGAGUAAACAUCCUCGAGUACAAGCUAAGAUUAAAGCAGAACUUGGUGAAAACAAAUAUGACCGUUUGACUGUCGAACAAGUCGAAUCUUUGACUUAUUUGGAUUGUGUUCUUCGAGAAGUCUUUCGUUUUCUUCCUCCUGCUCCCGGCGCAACUCGCACAUUAACUGUAGAUGAUCGAUUACCUGAAAGUGGUGCUCAAUUGCAUAAAGGCGAUGAAGUAUUUAUUUCGUUCUACAGUCUAGCUCGAGACAAACGAUAUUGGAAAAUUGAUCCCGAUUUAUUCUAUCCUGAACGUUUUCAAAAUGAAGAUAAAGAUCAUCAUCCUUAUGUUUCAAUUCCUUUUGGUGGUGGCCAUCGACAAUGUAUUGGUCAAGAUCUAGCUCGUUUCGAACUAAAAGUGAUAGCAACAAGAUUAAUGCAAUAUGUCACUUUUGGAGAUGGUGGAGCUGAAGUGAAUAGUGGUGGAUAUGUUCAAAAACUCAUGACUUUACCCAAACAUGUUGGUGUUACGAUCACAUUUGAUUAG
Molecule: messenger RNA, 1431 nt
Organism: Didymodactylos carnosus
Lineage: Eukaryota; Metazoa; Rotifera; Eurotatoria; Philodinida; Philodinidae
Source: the annotation of a GenBank genome assembly